Messenger RNA from Cylindrotheca closterium, 366 nucleotides. The record is from the annotation of a GenBank genome assembly. NCBI's taxonomy places the organism in Eukaryota, Bacillariophyta, Bacillariophyceae, Bacillariales, Bacillariaceae.
AUGAAAUGGAUGAUCGACGCAUCAUUUGCGGUGCAUCCAGAUUUCAAGAGCCAUACUGGCGGCACUCUGUCCUUUGGAGGAGGUGCUGCUCAAGUGAUGUCGAAGAAGCAAAAGCUAAACAGCAGAAGCCGUACAAAAGCGGAACUGAUUGCUGUUGACGAUGUUGUCACGAUGAUACUAUGGACAAAGUUGUUCAAAGGGUAUCCGAUUGAGAAGAAUAUCUUGUAUCAGGAUAACAAAAGCGCGAUUCUGGUCGCAAGAGCAUGGGCAAAAGAAGCCGAGCUAUCAAUAUUUUUUAUUUCUUUAUCACAGAUCAAGUUGAGAAAGGAAAUGUUAAGAUCGAAUACUGUCCAACUGACGAUAUGA